GCAGACCUAGUAACGCACACAUAAAACCAAAAACCUAAUGACCUUUGUCAAACAAGUAUCAAACCCACCAAAUUUCUCUCUCUUUCAAAACCCCCUUCUUCCUAGAAUUUUCCAAGGAUUUGAAAAAAAAAAAUUUUUCCUUGGAAAUUAGAAACAAGGAGAAAAGGCAUGCAUUCCAUUGAAUGCUGCCUGUGUCUAAUGAUCAAAGAAUCAAGCCAGGAUCUUUGUUUUUAUGGAUAUAAUCUUGUUUUCUUGUACGGACCCCACAAUCCCUACACCACAUGCCCUGUUCUCUGACUAUUUCAGAAAAAGCCAUUGUCUGAUCAAAGCAAAAAAGUUUCCACCUUUUGCUUGUUAGGCUUGAUUUUGGGUUCUUUUUUUCCCCCUCUUUUGUUUCUACCAUCUUCGCCCUUUUGGGUUUUCUUUCCGUCUGUCAAGUGUCAACUCGAAUUCUUCUUUCCUUUCUCUGAUCAUUUCUUCUUGAUUGGGUCAUCCCCCAAUCUUGAGAAACUUUUCUUGGUAACCUUUGGUAAUCAUAAAUUUAUGUAAAGGUGGAAACUUUUGGGUUUGUUUUACUUGUAGGGUUCGUCAAUUGGUGGUUCUCAACUUUAAUGGGUUUCUCUAUUUGGUAUCGAUAAUGUUGGAUUUGAGGAAGACCCUUCUGGCCCUUUUUGCUGAGGAUUGCAUUUCCGUGUAAGGUUGUUUCUUCUCAAGCAUUUCUUUCUUUCAGGACUUUCUGCUAAUAGCGGGUGUGUGUCUGAGAGAUUAUUUUGGGUUGUUGAAAGUGCAUUGAGGAAUGGGUUGUAUUCAUGGGAAGUGUUGUGGAAGAUACCCUCAAUCUCCAGACCGUAGUAGAAGAGAAGAAUUGGGUACAUAUACCGGUCAUGGAACACAUGUACUUGCUGAUAGGUCAUUAGAUAUUGUUCAUGUGCCAUCCCACAAAUUCAGGUUAGAAUAUUCUGUGGUUACACAAAGGGGCUACUAUCCUGAAACCCCUGAUAAAGAAAAUCAAGACAGCUACUGUAUAAAAACCCAUAUUCAGGGUAAUCCAAAUGUGCAUUUCUUUGGGGUAUUUGAUGGGCAUGGGCAGUUUGGUACACAAUGUUCAAAGUUUGUCAAAGAUAGGCUUGUUGAGAUUUUAUCAAAUGACCCUACAUUGUUGGAUGAUCCUGUUAAGGCUUAUAAUUCUGCAUUUUUGGCUACAAAUGAAGAACUACAUAUUAGUGAUAUUGAUGAUUCCAUGAGUGGUACAACAGCUAUCACCGUGCUUGUUGUUGGGGAUAUGCUAUAUGUGGCCAAUGUGGGUGAUUCAAGGGCGGUGUUGGCCGUUAAGGAAGAGAAUAAGCUUGUUGCUGAAGACUUGUCUUAUGACCAGACACCAUUUAGGAAAGAUGAAUGUGAGAGAGUUAAACUUUGUGGUGCCCGUGUUUUAAGUGUUGAUCAAGUGGAAGGGCUUAAAGAUCCUGGAAUUCAGACAUGGGGAGAUGAAGAGACUGAAGGUGGUGAUCCACCAAGGCUGUGGGUUCAGAACGGAAUGUAUCCUGGGACGGCAUUUACACGGAGUGUGGGGGAUAGCACAGCAGAGAAGAUUGGUGUAGUUGCUGUUCCUGAGGUAUCAGCAGUUCACCUUACCUCGAGUCAUCCAUUCUUUGUCGUUGCCAGUGAUGGUGUUUUUGAGUUCCUCUCCAGCCAAACUGUAGUGGAUAUGGUGACUAGAUAUACCGAUCCCCAGGAUGCAUGUUCUGCUAUUAUUGGAGAAGCCUAUAAACUAUGGUUAGAGCAUGAGAAUCGGACAGAUGAUAUAACAAUCAUCAUUGUACACAUUAGAGAUUUAUCUAAUUUUGUUGUUAGUGCCAAUAGUGAUAGCAGCGAAGGGAAAACAAGGUCUGAUGCACUGAGGACGGAGAAUGGAACUUCUGAUGUGUUUUUCACGCCUUCUGGAUCUGAAGUCUGCCAUUCAGUAAGAAGUGAUUUUUCUGAACGUUAUAGCUAUCAGAAUACAAUGCCAAAGGAUCAAAGCCUUGCAAAUGUUGCUUCUCCAGCAAUGUUGGCUUAGCUAUCUGCAUCGGACUGAAGAAAGAGAGGACCAGGGGGUUCAUUAGGGUUCCUUUUCUCACUUCGAUGAAUUGGUAAUCGAUCUGGUGGUGAUACAUCCGCAGCAGACCACAAAUUCAAGUUUAUCUUCAAAUCUAGUUGUUGAAGAGUUGCAUUCGUUUCCGUGAUUAUGUCCCAAUAGCAUGUGCUCCCUGGUUGAAAUGAGCUGCCAUUUUGCCUUCUCCAACAAACAUAUUAGAAGAGCAAGGCUAACAAGGCUUCAAUAGCUUUAGGGAGAGAGCGGUGGUCUGUUUUGAUACAGAAUGUGUAUGAUGCAGCAGAUGAAUAUAUCAUCAGUUCUGCGGUGAAAAGACACAUCAUGCUAGUAUCAGCUGCUAACGUUGCUUAGACAUUGAUAUUUAGUUUUCUGAUCAGAAUAUUAGUCCAUCCUUGCUUCCAGAAGCAAGAAAGUA
This is a messenger RNA of Coffea eugenioides, 2507 nucleotides long. RefSeq names its product probable protein phosphatase 2C 35. Lineage: Eukaryota; Viridiplantae; Streptophyta; Magnoliopsida; Gentianales; Rubiaceae. The record is from RefSeq and is a predicted model, not a curated record. Gene Ontology annotation, cellular component: nucleus; cytosol. Gene Ontology annotation, biological process: protein dephosphorylation. The transcript has 5 exons. Bases 797 to 2056 code for a protein of 419 amino acids. Gene Ontology annotation, molecular function: cation binding; protein serine/threonine phosphatase activity.